AUGGCAGGGGAACUCGUUCUCAUAACUGGUGGCAACGGGCACAUUGGAUUUCGAGUCGUCGCAUUUGCUUUGAAGGCAGGCUACCAUGUUAGGGCUGCAGUCCGAAGUCAAGAAAAAGCAGACCUGAUCUUGGCAGCUCCGUCAAUCAAGGAACUAAAUCCAGGGAAGAGUCUUACUUUCAUCUUCGUUCCAGACUUGCUUCAGCCGGGGGCAUAUAAAGAAGCCGUCAAGGGUGUUGAUUACAUUAUACAUGUCGCUUCCCCAAUCAAUAACGGCAUCCCAGAAGACAAAUACGAAUCCCACCUAAUCAGGCCUGCAAUUGCUGGGACUUUGGGAAUCUUGGAAGCCGCGAAGGACGAACCUAAGGUUCAACGAAUCGUCAUAACAUCUUCGGUGGUCGCCAUCGUACCCUGGUACGACUUUUUCGAAGCCGAGACCGGGAAAGUCUUCAAUGAGCACAGCCGUACCAGCAAUCCAACAGGACCGUACAAGAACGAAUUCGAGGCAUAUUCGUCAGGCAAGGUGCAGGCAUUAAACGCAACGUUUCAGUUUCUGGAGGAGAACAAGCCUCACUUUGACGUUGUCCACGUCGGCCCAACAUUUACUAUUGGCAAGGACGAGCUCGUAUCAGACGUGGAUGACAUAACACGAGGCACCAACGGCGCAGCUUUACGCCAGAUUCUUGGGGAUAAGCAAUCAUGGGCAACACCUUCGAACACUGUUCACGUCGAGGACACUGCACUUGCCCACGUUAAAGGCCUUGAACCACAUAUUCCUUCUGGGUUCUUUCUAUUGACCCAGUCUGCAGGCACCGAAGGCACGACCUGGGGUGAUGCAAUUGAAAUUGUGAACCGUCGAUUCCCUGGUGCUGUCAAGGCUGGAAUUCUCCCCAACGACGGUUUCGCCCCUACCAAGCAUACAAUCUUGGACACGUCAGAGACUAAAAAGCUUUUGGGGUACGAAUUCAAGACGUACGAGGAGCAAGUGGUCAGUGUUGUGGAGCACUAUCUACAGCUUCGCGGAUUUGAAGAGAAGUGA
Molecule: messenger RNA, 1038 nt
Organism: Exophiala bonariae
Lineage: Eukaryota; Fungi; Ascomycota; Eurotiomycetes; Chaetothyriales; Herpotrichiellaceae
Exons: 1
Coding region: 1-1038 (345 amino acids)
Molecular function (GO): oxidoreductase activity, acting on the CH-OH group of donors, NAD or NADP as acceptor
Source: RefSeq, a predicted model, not a curated record